This is a messenger RNA of Diorhabda carinulata, 3468 nucleotides long. RefSeq names its product golgin subfamily A member 2. Gene Ontology annotation, cellular component: Golgi apparatus; Golgi cis cisterna; cis-Golgi network. Gene Ontology annotation, biological process: Golgi organization. Bases 144 to 3029 code for a protein of 961 amino acids. The record is from RefSeq and is a predicted model, not a curated record. Lineage: Eukaryota; Metazoa; Arthropoda; Insecta; Coleoptera; Chrysomelidae. The transcript is spliced from 6 exons.
AAUUUGACGCAGUUUCCUUUCAUUUACUUAUCGUGAUGUGGGUAGUGUCGCAUAUGCUCAGUGACAGCUUCAAUGAGAGACGGCAUUGGACGAGCGAUUACAUAGGUUCGUUCAGUAUUUCUCUCUAGCCGCAGCAUAACAUCAUGGCGGACGCGUCAAAAGCUCACAAGUUGAAAUUGGCCAAUUCAAGAAAAAGGUUCAAAGAAUUACAAGAGCUCAAAAAGAAAAAAGAUGCUAACAGCACUUCUGAUUCACCUGUGGAUCUGGUACAAGAUCAAACACCUGUUGAUAGCUCAACAAUAUCAGCUCGCAGUUUCGCCGAAACAAUACCUGAAACUGGCAAUACAUGCAUUCAGUUACCAAAUUAUUUUACUGACGUAAAUAACUGUGAUAAUUCCGUGUUUUUUGAUAAUUUACAACAAGAUGUCGGUGUUAGAGAAAGUGCGGACGCUGAACGCACAAAACCUGAUGAAAAACCACAUGAAUUGGAAAUCGAAGCUAAUUUUAAUGAUAAUUAUAAACUAUUCAAUCAGCUUAACCCGCACAGCUAUGUAAAAGAGACUCAACAAAUCAUUAGACCUCAUGCAGAUUCUAAUGUUGAUUCAAACGACCAAUUUAUGCAUUAUGCAGAUAAUAAAAACGAGUUUUCCACAGACAAACAAAAUAUCUGUGAUUACUUCCAAGAACAGUCUCAGCAAGUAACUGACGCUGAGAACGAAGCCAUUAAAAAUGAAAUUAUAGAAAAUUCUAGUAUAGCUAUCGAAGGAGUAUUAAAUUCUAACGUACAUAGUUUAUUAAAUUUAUCUGACCACAUGGCUAUGGAAUCAUACGAUAAUUCCAAUUCAAUUACCGAUUUGGAAAAAAGGAACAUAGAAUUAGCGACUUCUUUAGAACAAGAAAAAGCUCUAUCGGAGCAAUACAAAUUUAAAAUAAAUGAAUUGAAUUUAAAAGUUGAGGAACUAGAGAAUGAACGUUUAAAAAAAUCUGAUUUAACUGAAUUUAAUAAGUUGAAAGAAGAGUUACAAUGUCAUACUCAAACUAUACGGUUGCUGGUUGCCGAAAAAGCAGAAUUAUCAAAUAGUUUAGCACAAUUGGAAAUCAGUUUCAAAAACAAGGAUUGUGAAUGCAGUGAACUCCAAGCGAGACUUAAAGCCUCUAGAUCGAGAGCGUUUGAAUUUGAACAAGAAUUAAAUAGCUUAAAAUCCGAGAAACUACAUAAAGAAAAUAACGGACACGAUCAAGAUCAAAUAAUAAGAGAUUUACAAAAAAAAUUGACCGAUUUACAAUCCGAAAAAGACGAACUAGCACAAGAUCUUCUCGAGGUCCAAGAAAAAUUCAAGAAAGCCACCGAGGAGUUGAUAAAUUGCCAGAAAUCAAAUUCAGAACUAUUUAGUAAAUUAUCUUUAGCUGAUGUUAAAAUUCAACAACUUUCCAAUGCUGAUAAUCUAAAUACGGGCGCUAUGGUCGAGAACCUCACUCAAGAAAAAAAUAAUUUGGAAAAAGAAGUGGCCACUUUGAACAGUAUGUUGACGAAUGUUACAAAAGAGCGAAAUGAAACCACCACAUACUAUCAACACUACACAGAGGAACUCAAUAAUCAACUUUUAACCCUCCAAGAACAAUAUCAACAGUUACAACAAGAAAAUGAAAAUCUAUCCGUACAAGAACAGAACAGAAUUCGCCAUAUAAGUGAUUUAGAACGACAAUUACAAGUUAUACAAGACGAACGGAUUACAUUUCCUCCAAGUAAUUUAACAGAUUCAAAUUUGAAAACUGAAUUGGAGGCUACAAGGGAGUUGUGUGUACAACUUCAGAUGGAAAAAACUGAAUUGGAAGAAAACUACACCAAAAAUUUAAAUGAAAAUGAUAUGCUUCUAAAAGAAUUGGCUGCUAAAAACGAUUCUUUGAAUCAAUUAGAAAGUAUGGUCGAACAAUUAAGGGGCAAUCAACCGGAUAGCGUUAAACUGUUGGCAACAAUGGAAAGCGAUAAAGUAGCUGCCGCCAGGGCCGUACAACAAAACAAAGAACUGAAAGAACAAUUGGAAAGUUUAACCGAAGUAUUUGCUAAAAUGGACAAUGACAAAGUGGAAUUAACAGAAAAACUUGGUACCGAGCAAUCGAGCAACAAAGAUUUGCUAGAAAAAUUACAAAAAACCGAAUUGCAGUUACAAAGAUUAACGGAUGCUAUAGAAAUCAAAGAUCGCGAAUUGUUCCAUUUACGAGAAACCGCUUUGGAAAUGAAUAAGCAAACUUUACAGCACGAACAGCUAACGGAUAGGCUAAGACAUUAUGAAGCUCAAGACAAUGCCUCUCAUUAUAUUCAAAAUGAGCUCCAAGAAGCUAAAAAGACAAUAACGAGGCUUACAAACGAAUUAAACGAUAGGAAAAAUCGAGAUUGUGAUAUACAUGAAGAAAUAACAAAUAGUGAUGAAGUUAGCACUUUAAGAAAGCAACUAGAAGAAUUGAAAAUAAGAAAUCGGGAAUUGGAAGAUAAAAACGAUAUCGUUGACAAUAACAACGAUUGCGCGUUGAAUAAUGAACAUAUUAGAAAAGAAGAAGCUAUGAAACGUUUAGAAGAUAAGGUGAAAAGGACGAUGCAAGAUAUCGCCGAUUUGACUGAAGAAAAACAAAGAUUGGAACAUUUAGUUUUACAAUUACAAGGUGAAACUGAAACUAUAGGAGAAUAUGUUGCGUUAUAUCAACACCAAAGGAUGAUACUUAAACAAAAAGCUUUAGAAAAAGAUCAACAGUUGAAGCAGCUCGCAUCCGACAGGGAACAAAUAAAAUUGAAGCUUGAAAAAUUGAAUAGACUAGUACAACAGUUGUUAGACGAACGAGGCGAUUCGAAUAUUUUAAAAGAAUACAAAAAACUCGAAGAAAUCGUCGAUAGGAAAGAAAGUGAAGAAAACGUUACAGCAGCUAAAGAAAUUCUCACGUUAUUGUCCGAAAUAAAAAGCAGCAAUUUAGUUGAACCUAAAGAAGCAACUCAUCAUUGUCCUUAUUGUUCGGGACAGUUGAUUACGGUGUAGACAAUCAUUUACGAAAUUUGGGUAUAUAUACUUUUUCAAAAUUUUCCAAAACUAUUCGGCGUAUCGAAGAUAUUUAUUUAAUAGAUCUGUAGAUAUAAUAUUGAUUGUAAAAUUGCUCCAAAGUUGCUUAAAUAUCGAAAAACGAUAUUCCAAUUUUUGGUAUUUGAUUUACUUGUUUGAUAAUACUAAUUUGAUCGUAACCAAAGUCGAAUAACGUUUUUCGAGCGCAACUUUGAAGUAAUUAUUUUCAUUUUUAACAUAAUUUCAUUACAUUCACGUUCAAGUGAAUAAAUUCACCACUUUUACUCAUUCUUUCGUUAAUAUUGGCGUUUUUUUAAAUUUUAUUUUAGUAUAAACUAUCGUGGUAUUAGUGUACCGGUAAAAAUGUGAUUUUUGUAUAUAAAUAAAACUUUCUAUAUAGAAAUGAUUCUUUUUAACA